AUGGUUAUUAAAAUUGGUUCAGGAGAAAUUGAUGAUUUAUCAACAUUAAAUGUUCUUGAUGAAGAAAGUUUAUUACGUGAAUUACGUGCUAGAUAUAAAAAAGGAAUUAUCUAUACUUAUAUUGGAGAUGUUCUUAUUGCUAUAAAUCCAUUUAAACAAUUAAAUAUUUAUGAAAAACAGCAACAUGAUUUAUAUAAAUAUGUUCAAUAUCGCAAUCAAUUAACACCUCAUCUUUUUUGGGUUGCUGAUCAAGCUUAUCGAAAACUUUGUUUAUCGAAAAGACCACAAUGUAUUGCUGUUUCGGGAGAAAGUGGAGCUGGAAAAACUGAAUCAACAAAACUUAUUGUUUCACAUAUAAUUCAUUGUUCAGGUGAUGCUGGUGAUCGUGAAUUACAAAAUCGAAUUAUUGAAACUUCACCAUUACUUGAAGCAUUUGGUAAUGCUCAAACAUGUAUGAAUCAAAAUUCGAGUCGUUUUGGAAAAUAUCUUCAAUUAAAUUUUACGGAUACAGGUCGAAUUAUUGGUGCAAAAGUUUAUGAUUAUUUACUUGAAAAAUCUCGUGUUGUUCAACAUGGUCCAGGUGAACGAACAUUUCAUUUUUUUUAUUAUUUAUUUGCUGGUUUGGAAAAAGAAACAUUAGAAUAUUUUUAUUUGGAUGAUCCAGAAACUUAUCGAAUUUUAAAAGAUCCAUGUGGUGGAAAAGUAUUUCCAAAUCGAUCAGAUUUUAAACAUUGUCGACAAAUGUUUAAUACACACAAAGAUAUUAUGCAACGAGUUGGAUUUACUAAUGAAGAUAUUAAUAUGGUAUUUACAAUUCUUUCAGCUAUUCUUCAUUUGACUAAUAUUCGAUUUUCACAUGAUGACGAAACAGAUGGAGUUUAUAUUGAAGAUGAAUAUCCAUUAGAAGUUGUUUGUAAUUUACUUGUACUUGAUCAAGAAAUGUUAACUAUGGCUCUUAUUUCGACAUUCAAUAUGACUAAAGGUGAACGUGUAAUAAGUUUAAAAAAUUUUGAUCAAGCAAAUGAUUGUCGUGAUGCACUUGCUAAAGCUUUAUAUGAACGUUUAUUUUCAUGGAUUGUUAAACAAAUCAAUACACUUUUACAACCAAGUCGACGAUAUAAUCAAAUAUAUGAUAAAAUUUAUCGUACAUGUUCAAUAUUAGAUAUGUCUGGUUUUGAAAAUUUUCAAGUGAAUAGUUUUGAACAAUUAUGUAUCAAUGUUGCUAAUGAACAUCUACAGUAUUAUUUUAAUGAACACAUUUUUUUAAAAGAAGAACAAGAUUAUCGAACUGAAGGUGUAUCAUGUGAAAAAGUUGAAUUUCAAAGUAAUGAAGAUUUAAUUGAAUUAUUUAUGGGUACAUUAGGUAUAUUUGCAUUACUUGAUGAAGAAUCUCGUUUUCCAAAAGCAAAUGAUGAAUCACUUGUACAAAAAUUUCAUAGUCAUUGUAAAAAUCAUUCAAGAUAUAUUAAACCAAGAGGCAAUGAAACAGCUUUUGGUAUUCAUCACUAUGCUGGAAAAGUUGUUUAUGAUGCUCGUGGAUUUUUAGAAAAAAAUCGAGAUAAUCUAAGUGCAAAUUUAAUUGAAUGUAUGGGAAAAAGUGGAAUUGAAUUAAUUAGUCAUUUAUUUACUAUGACAGAUGGAAUAUGUCAUUCAUCGGAUAUUGCAAUAUCAUCAAUGUAA
This is a messenger RNA of Rotaria sordida, 1680 nucleotides long. NCBI's taxonomy places the organism in Eukaryota, Metazoa, Rotifera, Eurotatoria, Philodinida, Philodinidae. The record is from the annotation of a GenBank genome assembly.